ACCAGCACGCCGACAUAUUUGGGAGAACAAGAUAAAAAAAAUACAAGUAAACAUCAGGAAUCUACAGGGUUUCAGGUGGGAGAGCAGAAAGUGUUUAAAGUGACGUCACGUCAGCCACGUGAGAGGCGAUGCGCAGCUGUUUGUAAACUAGAAACUAAAUCUGUGCAAUAAAUAUGACUGAUAUGAUUAAGACGCUUUUUAAAGCAUUUGUAGUGAGAUGGAAGUCCUACAGGCACAGAUUUGUCCCCUGGAUAGCCUUAAACCUGCAGAAAAACCAGAGAACUCUUCGUCGGGUGAAAGGUCGCUCACAGGACAAAUUAAUCCAGGACGAGCAGGUGUUUGCGUCCCUCGUGGGUUUCUUCAUUGAUCUCUUGAGAAAUGACCUGCAAAGUCAACGUGAACUGCUACGGCUGCUUCCUGCGCGCUCACGGGUCUACAGCAGCGACGAGCACGAGGAGUGUCGUGACUCUCGCGCAGUAAUGAUGAAGACUUCUGGCUUCAGUGUCGAGAGGAAGCGCAGUUCACUGCAGGGCGCGGGGACCGGUGUGUUUGUGACCGGUGGACACGUGCGGAAGGGAAACAUUGUCGCAAUGUAUCCAGGCACAAUAUAUCAAGCAGAUGAGCCCAUCUUUUUUCAGUCAAUCAAAAAUCCAUUUAUUUUUAGAUGCAUUGAUGGUAUUUUAAUUGAUGGAAAUGACAAGGCUAUAUCCAAAGCAGUGUAUCGAUCCUGCAGUGGACGAGAUAGGGUCGGUCCUUUUCAUCUAAGUGACUGUUCCUGGUUGACCUCUCACCCUUUGAACCCUCUCGCCGUAGGACAGUAUGUGAACAACUGCUCAAAUGAAAGAGAGGCGAAUGUGUGCUAUCAAGAGUUUGAUGUGCCGAAUGAUUUUCCUCUUGAGCUUCGUCAGUAUCUGCCAAAUAAUAACUAUAAAUCUGAUACACAAAGACCUUUGCGUACUGUGGUUCUUGUGUCAGUGAGAGAUAUCAGAAGAGGUGAAGAAUUGCUCUCCAACUACUACACAAUUGUGCAUUGAAUAAAGUUUUGUAAUCUAUUGCAUAGUUGUUUGUGAGUUGUGAUCAACAAAUAUAAUGUAUAUAAUAAAUACAUAUAUAUAUUUUAUUUAUUAAAGGUUUUUGUAUAGCAAA
This is a messenger RNA of Triplophysa dalaica, 1146 nucleotides long. RefSeq names its product SET domain containing 9 (gene setd9). The transcript is spliced from 6 exons. Gene Ontology annotation, molecular function: protein binding. The coding region runs from base 174 to 1034 and encodes 286 amino acids. The record is from RefSeq and is a predicted model, not a curated record. NCBI's taxonomy places the organism in Eukaryota, Metazoa, Chordata, Actinopteri, Cypriniformes, Nemacheilidae.